Arabidopsis thaliana (thale cress) is the source of this 1414-nucleotide messenger RNA. Its product is annotated as FBD, F-box, Skp2-like and Leucine Rich Repeat domains containing protein. The transcript is spliced from 4 exons. The record is from RefSeq and is marked reviewed. Bases 1 to 1263 code for a protein of 420 amino acids. Lineage: Eukaryota; Viridiplantae; Streptophyta; Magnoliopsida; Brassicales; Brassicaceae.
AUGGAUGAAGACGCAGAGAGUCGUGUGAGUUCCACACGCUCGUAUGAUAGGAGAGGUCAUCUAGAUUGGCUGAGAAAAUUACCAGAUUCAUUGCUAUGUCAGGUUUUCUUGAAUCUUCCCACAAAAGAUGUGGUUAAGACUAGUGUGUUAUCAAGUACAUGGGGAAAUAUAUGGAGAAGUGUACCUGGUUUGGACUUGGGGUAUGGUGACUUCCCGGAGUACAACGCUUUUGUGAGCUUUGUCGAUAGCUUUCUGGGUUUUAACAGCGAAUCUCGCCUGCAAAAUUUCAAGUUAAACUACCAAUAUUUAAGGCUAAAGUAUGAAUGGAAGUGGACUGAGCUUGAUAAUGCUAAUGUCACCCGGUGGAUCAACACAGUUAUUAAGCGGAAAGUUGAACAUCUUCAUCUCUCUGACGUGACCUUCAGUAAUCCCGAGUCUGUUUCUUUACCUUGUGUCAAAGUUAUGUAUCUAGAUAUGGUUAAGUUUGCCAACGAUUUGGCUUUCGAAAUGCUCAUCUCUGGCUGCCCAGUUCUCGAAAGCUUAACUAUAAAGAGGAGUGCUUGUGACAAUGUAGAUUAUUUACGUGUGUGCUCUCAGUCUCUAUUGAGUUUCACCCUUGUUGGCCACUGUAACGAGGAUAUGGUUAAAGAGCAAGUAGUUGCAAUAGAUGCUCCCAGGCUUGAGGAUCUCAAGCUUUAUUGUCAUGAAACUGCAAGUUUCAUAAUAAAGAAUCCGGCUUCCCUUGUUAAGAUGGACAUCGACAUUAUGUUUAACUUGUCUUCCGAACAGAAGUUUGACCCAAAUGAUCUACCAAAGAGAAAUAUGAUCCGUAAUUUUCUCCUCGGGAUCUCUGGUGUCAAAGAAAUGGAAAUCUCUUCGCAUACCCUCGAGGUCAUCUAUAAUUACUCAAGAUGUGAACGAUUACCCGUAUUCCGUAACUUAUCUUCCUUGCAUGCUGACUUCGACGACUACAGGUGGGAAAUGUUGCCAGGAUUUAGUAAAACUCCAGGGGAGGAGCCAAUUAGUAUUUUACCUGGACCUCAGUGCAACCUACCAGCUCUCGAGUUUGUUGACAUACUAAAGCCAAUGGUAGAGAAGGAAACAGAAUUGAAACUAAUGAGUUACUUUCUGGAGAAGUCAACAAUCCUCAAGAAACUAACACUACGCUUGGGUGAUUUCAGAGGAAAUGAAGAAUCUGCCUUGCUCAAGAAACUCCUUACCAUUCCAAGACUCUCUAGCUCAUGCCAAGUUGUAGUUCUCUGAUCCUCAUAGUCAUAGACUCUUUAAGUACUUAGUUAAUCUGAAUUCUUUGCUCUUUUUUCGUCUUCUUCGUUUGGGAUGAUUUUUGAUGUCAUGUGAACCUUAAGAAGGUCAUAUGUUUUGGUUAAAAUUUAGUAAUCUUUUCUUUCGACUC